AUGAAGCAACUGAGAAGAAAGCAGUGAAUACCUUCAGUUUGCAGAGAAGACAACAUGGAUCAGCCAUUUACUGUGAAUUCUUGGAAAAAGUUAGCUGCUCUGCCUGACCACACAGAUGUCUCCGUGAGCCCAGAAGAGCGAGUCCGAGCCCUCAGCAAGCUUGGGUGUAAUAUUACAAUCAGUGAAGACAUCACUCCACGCCGCUACUUUCGAUCUGGAGUAGAGAUGGAGAGGAUGGCCUCUGUGUAUUUGGAAGAAGGGAAUUUAGAAAAUGCCUUUGUUCUUUAUAAUAAAUUUAUAACCUUGUUUGUAGAAAAGCUUCCCAGCCAUCGGGAUUACCAGCAAUGUGCAGUGCCGGAAAAGCAGGAUAUUAUGAAGAAACUGAAGGAGAUUGCAUUCCCAAGGACAGAUGAAUUGAAGAAGGACCUUUUAAAGAAGUAUAACAUAGAAUACCAAGAAUAUUUGCAAAGCAAAAACAAAUAUAAGGCAGAAAUUCUUAAAAAGCUGGAGCACCAGAGACUCAUAGAGGCGGAGAGAAAGCGGAUUGCUCAGAUGCGCCAGCAGCAGCUAGAGUCAGAGCAGUUCCUGUUUUUUGAAGAUCAACUCAAGAAGCAAGAACUAGCCCGAGGUCAGGUGCGCAGUCAGGAAGCCCCAGCGCUGUCGGAGCAGAUCGAUGGGAGCACUAUAUCCUGCUUUUCCACACCCCAGAACAACUCCUUGCUGGGUGAAUUUGUGGAGCAACCCAACAGAAGUGAUGCAACCAGCCACGCUAGCCACUCUCCACCAGUCAACAGAGCCUUAAAGCCCGCCGCCACUCUGAGUGCUGUGCAGAAUUUAGUGGUUGAAGGACUGAGAUGUGUAGUCUUACCCAGAGAUCUUUGCCACAAAUUUCUGCUGCUGGCAGAGUCCAAUACAGUAAGAGGAAUAGAAACCUGUGGAAUACUCUGUGGAAAACUGACACAUAAUGAAUUUACUAUUACCCACGUAAUAGUGCCAAAGCAGUCUGCGGGACCAGACUAUUGCGACAUGGAGAACGUAGAAGAACUAUUCAGUGUUCAGGAUCAGCACGAUCUCCUCACUCUGGGAUGGAUCCAUACACAUCCCACCCAAACUGCAUUCCUAUCCAGCGUUGAUCUUCAUACUCACUGUUCCUAUCAGCUCAUGUUGCCAGAGGCCAUUGCCAUUGUUUGCUCACCAAAGCAUAAGGACACUGGCAUCUUCAGGCUCACCAACGCUGGCAUGCUUGAAGUUUCUGCUUGCAAAAAGAAGGGCUUUCAUCCACACACCAAGGACCCCAAGCUCUUCAGUAUAUGCAAGCAUGUUUUGAUAAAAGACAUAAAAAUCAUUGUGCUGGAUCUCAGGUGAUAUGCUCCGAAGACAAGUACUGUCCGCUCCAGAACCUGCCUGAGGGCCUGGGAGUGCUGGAUUUUCUUAAGAUGUUUCCAGAAAUGACUGAUAUUUUAUAUUUAUACAUUUUAGAUCAGAAGGUUUGAUAUUUAUUGCUUUGCACAUUUUGAACUUUUCUUUUUGAGUUGCUCUGUCUCAAGAGAGGCCAUAAAGUUGUUAAAUCGAUACCUAUUCCUGUACACAAAUACUGUGACCUGCUAAUAAAUUGUCCUGCAAACAACUCAAUGUCUAGUGAUGUUUUU
Molecule: messenger RNA, 1649 nt
Organism: Elephantulus edwardii (Cape elephant shrew)
Lineage: Eukaryota; Metazoa; Chordata; Mammalia; Macroscelidea; Macroscelididae
Gene: STAMBPL1
Product: STAM binding protein-like 1
Exons: 10
Coding region: 55-1365 (436 amino acids)
Biological process (GO): protein K63-linked deubiquitination
Cellular component (GO): endosome; membrane
Molecular function (GO): metal-dependent deubiquitinase activity; K63-linked deubiquitinase activity; protein binding
Source: RefSeq, a predicted model, not a curated record